UCAUCAUCAUCGCCCUGCAUCACUCCUGUGCCUUGCAACGUCUCAUUAGUUGCUAGCCAUUCGUCUCCUUUAGCCCCAGACAUUGAGUUGAUGGGCUCUUCUGAUGAGCACAUUGUCUCUGAUCCGAUUCAGCCUGGUGGUCUUGGAUUAACUUUCGACUCGGACGAAAUCAGCAGUGCACUAAAUUCGCUCGAUUUUAAGUUGGCCGAGGUGGCGGCUGCUACUGCGGCCGCAGCUGCCUCUACCGCGGAGGUCGAAUCUGGAGAUGCAGAUCUGGUUCAAUCAGGAUAUUUGACCUUUGAAGAGACCGAUGAUGCUGGGUUCGUUGCAGACGACGAGGAGGAAGAUAACGAAGGUGGCAGAGAUUUCGGGGAAAAACUUGUUGGACGAUCAACAGCUCGUACUUCUCGUAAGGCGAAUUCAGCUUCUGCUCUGAGUAGCAUUGAUUUCAGCGAAAAGGAUGAGGAGUGUGAGGCUGAAUGGAGUGCUGUUUCUCAAUCUGGACAGGUCGAAUCUCUUGCUGUCCGUCUCCACAGUCAAAUCCUUAAGGAAGCAGAGAGACAGUCGCAAUUAAACCCCCAGACCCAUGCUGACCUCAACACCUGCCUUCCCAAUCAUGCUUGGGAAUUUGAUGUACAAGGCGAAAGCCAAGACCGAUCUGGGGACAAUUCAGCUAGUAGAUAG
This is a messenger RNA of Protopolystoma xenopodis, 684 nucleotides long. The record is from the annotation of a GenBank genome assembly. NCBI's taxonomy places the organism in Eukaryota, Metazoa, Platyhelminthes, Monogenea, Polystomatidea, Polystomatidae.